Anopheles stephensi (Asian malaria mosquito) is the source of this 3372-nucleotide messenger RNA. RefSeq names its product nuclear exosome regulator NRDE2. Lineage: Eukaryota; Metazoa; Arthropoda; Insecta; Diptera; Culicidae. The coding region runs from base 108 to 3134 and encodes 1008 amino acids. Gene Ontology annotation, cellular component: catalytic step 2 spliceosome. Gene Ontology annotation, biological process: regulatory ncRNA-mediated post-transcriptional gene silencing; negative regulation of RNA catabolic process. The record is from RefSeq and is a predicted model, not a curated record. The transcript is spliced from 2 exons.
UAAUCGAGCACAAGCGGCUUUUGUAAACAAACAACAAACACGUUCUGCCGCUGCAGUGUACUUUCGAUUCUUGUGAUUUUAACGAUAUUAUAUCACUUAUCUUUUAAAUGUCGUUAUUUCCCGCGUACAACACCGCCCCGCAGGCAUCAAAGAGCGAAUCAGCUAUUAACAGCAGCGCACCAUCCGAACUCGCCUGGCUUACGAAUCAAAGCUUCAUUCCUUUUGGAGCGUCGAUUGAACAUGACGAAACGGAAUCCGAACAGUCCGCGCUAGAGGACAAUCAAUCGGGCAAAGUCGAUACCGAAAGGCACGACGAUACGGAAGCCAAACCAGACCGAACUGAACCUCAUUCAUCGAAGCGUCACAAAAGCAAACACAAAAAGAAACACAAGAAAAAACAAUCUAAACGAAAGCGCAGCUCUUCUUCCUCGUCUGACGGUACGGCCGAAGAGCAUGCAAAUGCAGCUUUAGCACUUCCGGCAGCUGGUUCCACCCAUGUUUCCGAAGCGGAAUACUACACCGAUGUGGACCCGCUGAAGAUUUAUCUCACCGUUGAGAAGCUGCACCGACCCGCCUGCCCCCGGUAUCGUUUGGGAACGCUAAAAGCACUCGGAGCACGUACCAGCAAUUCGGAUGGCGGAAAAGACCGUUACAAGCGUUACUUUAGAGCGGUGAAAGCGAAAGAACGUGACCAUAGCAACGCAAGUAAGGUGGUGCAGGAAGAAAUAUUUGCCCGAGAAGCGGAAUUGGAACGUUCCAUCCGGGUGGAAGAAACGGUGGACAGGUGGAUUGAGCUGGUGCGUUUUCGACAGGAUCAUCCGAUCCAUUUCGAUAGCUACCAGAACCACAAGCGGGAGCUUUCGCUGAUCGAACGAGCGCGCCGUCAUUUUCCGUUCGACGAGCGGCUUUUGCGGCUGUACCUGGAAGCGAUUGUGCGCGUACAUCCGACCGAUACGGUGCUCGACCUAAUACGACGCGCCAUCACGAAAGACGAAACGAACGUAACGCUCUGGAGGGCGCUGAUACGCAACAAGCAGUGUGCGAUGGCGCAGUGCAUCGUGCCGGAUGUGCUGAAACUGUACGAGCGGAGCACACGCUCCCUGUUUAUGGCACGGCGUAGCGACGAAACGAUGCUGCAACUGUUUCGGAACUGUGCCACGUUCUGUCGACAGGCGGGCCUCUGCGAGCUGAUGUUCGGAAUGCUGCAGCAUGCACUGGGGAUGAACGUUAGCGGACAGCGGUUCGGCGGAACGGAUGGUUUGUUUGCUUCGCCCGAGCAUUCCCAGCAGCUGAUCGAGUACGAGGAACUUAUCCUGAGGUCGGGCCUACCGAUGAAUGAAAUAUGGUUGCGGGUGGAGCUGCUGCGCAGUGCCUUCCACUACCUUCCCUUCGAGGGUGGACGGUUGGCCAGCGAUCCACAGCGCAUGGUGCUGACGGACGACGUUGUAGGAUACGUCUAUCCGCUCAUAAACAAGGCGUACGCGUUCGAGCUAAUGCUUGCAGCGCUAAAGUUGAUGAAAUUCCCGUUCCCACGGCAGUACGACGAGGAGGAAGCGUAUGAGGUGGAUUACUCGGAACAGCUGUUGCCACUGUUUUUGCACGUGUUUCGGGAUCGAUCGUUAGACGGCGAACUGUACGCGUUCGUAAAGCAGCUCAGCGUCGCACCUUCGUACAUAAGAGCGAACAUUGCCCACGAAUCGUACCUGGAGCUGGUACGCAAAUGUCUGGCUCUAGCUAUUGACCACUUCGAGGGACCGCAGAGUGCAACGUUGCUUACGCUCUACCUACAGCUCGAACGAAUACUGGUCUGUGAGGAAAAAGCAACAUCAUCUGGCUCCGCGGAGAAAACAAUCCUCGAGGAAGGAAAAGCGAAACCGGUACGGACGAGGGUGAAAAACCUGCUAAAGCACACGCACAGCUCAAAUCAGAACAGUCUUCUCGUGUACGCAGAAUACGGACUGUUGGAAUACGAAAUGUCCGGGCUUAGUGGAGCGUGUAGGAAAAUAUUUUCCACCUCGGUGCAGGUGUACUGUGCCAGUGAGCAAUCCGACCCAUCCGAACCCGAGGCGGAUAACGAUCUGUUCCAUCUCGUGCUAACGAUGGUUGAACUGUUACUCGCGAAUGGGCUUAAGGAUGAAGCGAUUCGAGCUCUAACGAAUCUGGCGCUGAAGAAAGAUGAUCUUACCUUCGAUAGCAAUGCGCCACCGACGACAGUCCCUGACACGAUUAAGCUUUCCGCACUGCAGAAAUUUAGCGAUCGAGUUAAUCGAGCGGUGCGAUACGAAUCGCAGCCAGAUUUGGUUACCGUCACAACCGUAACCGAGCUUCAUUUCAGUCGCAAUGCGAUGAUAAACUCCAUCAAAGCGUACGUUACGUAUCUCGCGCUCAUACGAUCAAAUCUGUCCGAAGCAACGAAGCAGCUGGAAACGUUCCUGUACCUCUUUAACGAUCCCUCCAAUCCGCGGCAAACGUUUCUCCGGCAGCAACUGUUCGAGAUCUACAUUCAACUGUACGAGAUCGCGCGACUGGGCAGGAAACAGGCCCAUUGCCCACCGACGGAAAACCUUCGCACCUUUCUCGACAUCAUCGACCGUACGCUGAACGAGUUCCCUUCCAAUCUGUACGCCCUGCGCGCGGUGGUGUUUAACGACAAUCUUCCCUGGCUACGGUUGCGAGGCGUGCUCGGCAAACAUCUCACACCGAAGGCGGUGCUGUUGCUGGUCAUUGCUGCCCGGUACCGGGAAUCAUGUACGGCAAAUGGCUCGCUGCUGGAAGAAUUCAUCCCCACGGAAGCAUCACCUUACAAGCAGCGGAUACUGAACCUGCUCGGAGGUGUACUGAAAUGUUCCAAGACGGACAGUGAUUCGGUGCUGUAUCGAAACGCACUGCUGUGGAGGCUGUAUCUGCGGGAACUGUUCGAUCAACCGAACGCACCACCGGGCUACAGUGUGCUGGAACAGUGCCGCAGAACGUUGUACGCCGCGCUCGAGGCAUGCCCGUGGAACAAAGCACUCUAUCUGGAUGGGGCUUCCUGUGCACCGCAGGAACUGUCGGCGCUGCUUGACCUGAUGGUGGAAAAGCAGCUAAGAGUGCACGCAAUCCCGGAAGAGUUGGAAAUUUUGCGCGAAGGCUGAACCAAAUCCCAUUCUGACGAUUACAAUCAAGCCGCCCCGUUUAUUAACCCCAUUUCGUCGAUCGGUUUUCGAGCAUAUGUAAUGUAAUCUACGCUGAAUGGUGUACACUGACGAGUGGUACGGCGAAUAGAUUUAGGGGGGGGGCCGCCUGACUGAAAACUAGCGUGUGUAGUAGUAUCUCAUCUUGGCCUGCUACUGUUACGAACCGGUGAAUGAGAAAACGUUAAAACAAACAACA